Messenger RNA from Astyanax mexicanus (Mexican tetra), 4261 nucleotides. RefSeq lists its product as uncharacterized. The record is from RefSeq and is a predicted model, not a curated record. The coding region runs from base 558 to 2303 and encodes 581 amino acids. Gene Ontology annotation, cellular component: external side of plasma membrane. Gene Ontology annotation, molecular function: protein binding; cytokine receptor activity. The transcript is spliced from 10 exons. Gene Ontology annotation, biological process: cytokine-mediated signaling pathway; immunoglobulin mediated immune response. NCBI's taxonomy places the organism in Eukaryota, Metazoa, Chordata, Actinopteri, Characiformes, Acestrorhamphidae.
UGUGUACUUUACGAUUUGGUCAACAUUUUAUGAAAACUCUUAGGUUUUAGGUGUUAGGUGUUUCAGUUUCAUUGUCCAACGCCUGUACAUAUCUGAGAAGAUAUGUGGCAGACUUCACCCUCUUAGCAUUUAGAGCAUUACUAGUGAUAGGGGAUUGGCUUAUUGGUCCACCAAAUUGGUGAGAAAAUGAAAUAAAAUAGAAAUAUAUAUUUUUUCAUUUCAAGCCCUUUUGUGUGCAGUGUUUCCUGAAAGCCUCUAAAUUGGCAUGGUGCCCCUGGAACUGAGGGUGGGGUUUUUGUCUGUCAGUGCAAUGACGGGGCAGAGACUUUCUAUGGAAGUGAACACCGCGUUACAGUGAAACACAUUCUUAUUUCACAAUUCACAUCGCCAGACUGAGAAGUGCAACAGCAAGGCUUUUACAGUAAAAUAUUCUUUUUAUGCCUUUUAUUUGAUUACUAAAUAAAAACAGGAAUCCUACGGUUGUCUUGGUUUCUCCAGCUUGAUAACAUCUGUCUUGAUAACACCUUUCUGCACACAGGGGGGAACAUUUGGCAACCAUGUAUUUGAUCAUUACAGUCUUUAAAGUGCUCUUCAUUGAUCUUGUCCUCUCGCAGCCUCACGAGCCAACAGCGAAUGAUCUGGAGUGCGUCAACGAUUACGAUGAGGAGAUGACGUGCCGCCUGAAACACAACUCCUGCCAACAAUACAAGCUAAAGAUAAACAACGAGACGUGCAAUUUUACAUCCAUGCAAUGUGAAUGCAAACUUAAAGUUCAAAGUGGUUUUAUUCUAAACGUACUUAUAAAGGUUGAUGUGUGGAGAGAGGAAGAGGUGUUCAAUAAAGCGUUUAAUACCACACAAAUCAUUAAGCCCAAAAAGCCGACCAUUAGAUCAGUCAAACAGACACAGAAUGGAGACUUCCAUGUCACCUGGGACACCCACUAUAUAGACUCACCGUUUAAGGACAGCUUGAAAAUAGAGCUCAAUUACAGUGAUAAAGGAGGAAGACUCAAUGUCCCACUUCAUUUAACACAAGGCCAGAAUUAUUAUGAUCUUGUGAGAAGCAAUCUUCAGCCCAAUUCUGACUAUAUCAUCACAGCAAGAGCGGGAUCUAGCUACAACAACUUCUCAAGAUUCAGCGACUACAGUGAACCAUAUGAGUUCAGCACGCCUGAGUCUUUGGAGAACAUCCUAAAGAUUAUAAUUCCCAUUACAUGCAUUAUUCUCAUCCUCUUCAUAUUCACCAUAUUCUACUGCUACAUCAGAUUGAAGAGAGAAUUGUGGGAUAAACUUCCAACUCCAAAAAUAGCAUCUAGUUUUAAAACGCAGAUCCACCUCUUGUCUCCUUUUGAAAGUGAGUUCUCCCUCAUCCAAGUUGAAAAUCUUACACUGAACCAGAUUGAGAACAGAGCUUGGACUUCAUCUACCCAGGCCAAUGUCAGCAAUCUUCAACAUCACCACCUCCAGAGUCUUGGAGCGCUUGCUGGUGCCUCUCCAGCAGAACACGCCCAGAUAUGUUCAGAUGUGCAAACAUCAAUGUCCUACCACAUGCCUGAAAGGGUGCUGUCCUCCAGCAAUUCCACAGCUACUGCUUCCAGCUCUGAAAUUGGGAGGGUUUCUAGGAAUUGUGAGAAGAGCCCUGGUUUGUUGACCUGGAGCAACAGGCUUUACUUUUGCUCGGCUUCCGAUGACAAUAGACCCUCCAAUACAAAUCAUAAAGCUAUGCGACUGAAAGAAGCUCAUACUGAUACUCUCCAGCAGGGUUUAGAACCUGAAAAGACCCCUGGCUCGUCCUUCAGGAACCAGAAGCACUUGAGAUCACAUUCAAGUGAUUCCAGUGACUUUCUAAACCAGUUUUUUACACCCCUAUCCUCCAGUAAGAGUGUGAAUUCAUUCCCUGCAAUAACGACAGACUUUGACUAUACCCCAUGCGUUGGCUGUUCAGGUCCUGCAGAUGCUAACCAGGCCCAGAUUGUGAUGGUUCCUGGAUAUCAGAGCAUGGAGAAGCUCCUUGUAAACCAUGCAAACCAACCAGAAGGAGAUACGCCUGUGAACCCAGCGGUUAUCAGCUAUCAGAAUGGUGCCAAUCUGAUCACAGCAGAGCCUGAUUGCAUCAAUAACCGGGAGGAUGUUCCUGUUCCUGUCUGCGAAAGCAGCACUAUCAUACCAGCUGACGAAGGAUAUCAAUCAUUUCCAGGCUCUAGCGGUCAGCAGGGCCAUGCACCGUCACUCACAAGUCUGUGCACCACAGUUUUGCAUGUUUCUCCAGGCAUUCAAAUCGACUGCUCCUAUCAACAAGUGUGAUAUAACAGCAGAAAAUAAUGAACAGGAUCUGCUCUGGGACGUGUUUGUUCAUCAGAGGAUCAGGCCUGGCGUCAGAGCGACAGUAUAAAUAUAAAUAAAAGGAUUUCUGAUGAACUCAAACACACAACAAACAAGCUUUUUAAGGAGCUUAAAGUUUUACAUCAGUAUUUUAAUCUGUAUUUUAUACAUUUUAAUUAAAUUUACCUUACGCCGUACCUUAAAACUUGGGUAACACUUUAUAAUAACUUUUUAUUAACAUAUUUUUAACUAAUGAUCAGUAGAUGUGAACAAAGCAGUAGUUUAUCAGAAUUUAAAUAUUAGCAAAUGCUCACACAUGACACUUAUUUAUCAGCAUGGAUAUUCAUAUUAAAAAUGUUAGCAAAUCAUUCAUUAGCUCAUCACUUUUUCAUCACGUUUUAGUCUCUUACAAUGUGAAAAAUAACAGUUAUUAAUAAUUAGUUAAUAGUAUAUUAAUUGAAGUUAUUAUAAAAUGUUACCCAAACUUCAAAUAUGCAUCUGAUGAAGGAGGUUAUUAUGGAUCACCUUCAAUUACUAUAAGAUAAUACCAGUAAAUUGUAUACUAUACAAGUCAGGAAACAUCUAUGUUAUAUCUAUGUGAUGACGCAAGUUGAGAUGUACAGUAGAUAUGUAGAUAUGUAAAUACAUGCAUUGCUCGAAACACGCAAAAGGCAUGUUCUAAUUCUCUUAAUUAAUCAUGGGUGUGUUUUGGGAGUAACGUGAACGUAGAAACACUCCAGAAAUUUAGCUGAACACACCUCACUGUCAGACCACCACACCCAUCAGUGUAGAUUCCUUCCCAAACUCUCAUGCUGUUUUAAUGAUGCAGGCACAAGCUGUGAAAAUGGACUGCUGACAGAGUGAAAGACAGCAAAGAGCAUUGAGGCUUCUAUCUACUGCUUUUAUUGUUAUGUGUAAUAUUUAUUUGUUUAUUGACUAAAAAUAUAUAUAUAUUUAUGUUUGCCCCGAGGGAAUAUUGUACCUUUAGGGAAAUACUAAUGUUCUUUACACUGAAGAUAUAUUUUGUUUGUACUGGAAGAAAUGUAAGUUUGUGUAUUAAAAAAAAAAAAAACAUAAUAAACAGAAUUUAGAGAAAAUAAUAUUUAAAUAAAUUAAAUAUAAUUAUAUUUAAUGGUUUCAUUCAGAAAUUUUUACAGAAUUUUAACAAUGUUUUUAUGUUAUUAAAAAAAUAAAUCUAAAAAAAAAAUAUGUAAAAAAAAUCCAAUCCAUAAAUUCAAAUCAGUUUUAUUUUGAUUUAGGCCAAAUGUGGUGAAACCAGAUACUGUAAAAAAAGAUGAACGCCGUGUCGCCAUUCCCAUUCAUUUAAUGAAAAUGAAGCCAAAAUCUUCCGCCAUGUUGACGAUCCUGAAACCCGAGUCUGUAGAGUGCAGUAGAGACCAGAGGAGGGAGAAAGACUGUGGAGAGACAGCCUACUCAUUUAAAUAACCCCGCCCCUCAGGGCUGCCUCCACAGAGCUGUCCACAGUCUAUGGUCCCAUACAGUCAUUGGUCCCCCCACGGCUAUAGGUGUAACCGAGCCCUUUUACAAUAACCACACCUUUUAGAAUAGAGCUGAAUAACGUUUUAAAAAACGAACUCUGUGGAAAUAUAAAACCUUGACAACAUAAACUGAGGUUACACUAGCUGCUGCAUUUAAAUAAUGGAGGUAGAAUUACAGUAUUUUGGAAAAAAAAUGUGAUUGAAUGUUGUCUGUUUUGCCAUUGAAACCUAUGGGGAUGGGUGGGGUUACACAGCUUUCUGCAACCGAACAGCAGGAUGUCUCUUUUUUUACCCAAUAUAAAAGAAUAGUACAAAAUCAGGUGAACCUUAAUUAUUUUAAUUUAUUUUAUGUAUUUAAAAAAAAUAGAGAGAACAUGACCAAUUGUGCUGUCUCUCAGACUCUGGCUGCUGAUGCCAUCAUAACUCUUAAUUAGACAAUAG